UACAGUGUUUCAAUCAUGGGUCGUGUCAGGACUAAGACCGUCAAGAAAGCGGCGAAAAUUAUCAUUGAGAAGUAUUACACAAGGUUAACACUUGAUUUCGACACAAACAAGAGGAUAUGCGAGGAAAUCGCAAUUAUUCCCACUAAGCCCCUGCGCAAUAAAAUCGCUGGGUUUGCCACCCACUUAAUGAGACGUCUUAGGCACUCCCAGGUGCGUGGAAUCUCCAUUAAACUGCAGGAAGAAGAGCGUGAGAGACGUGACAACUACGUGCCUGAGGUUUCUGCAUUGGAGCAUGACAUCAUUGAAGUCGACCCUGACACUAAGGACAUGUUGAAAAUGCUUGAUUUCAACAACAUCAAUGGUCUCCAGCUCACACAGCCAGCUACGCAGGGUGGCUAUGGUGGCAGACGUAAUUAAGGCUAAUAAACUUUAAAAUGACA
This is a messenger RNA of Hyposmocoma kahamanoa, 440 nucleotides long. RefSeq names its product 40S ribosomal protein S17 (gene RpS17). The record is from RefSeq and is a predicted model, not a curated record. The transcript is spliced from 3 exons. Gene Ontology annotation, biological process: translation. Gene Ontology annotation, cellular component: ribosome. NCBI's taxonomy places the organism in Eukaryota, Metazoa, Arthropoda, Insecta, Lepidoptera, Cosmopterigidae. Gene Ontology annotation, molecular function: structural constituent of ribosome. Bases 16 to 417 code for a protein of 133 amino acids.